CGGCGGUGCACGUCCUUCGAUGCCCAACCGCACAACGCCGACCCAACCCGACCUGAGGGACGAGGGCGCCCACAUACCACAGGUGCGUCCAUGACCCACUGUGGAAAGCAUCACACGAGGAGUGUCAAACAUGCAGGCCCACAGCGAUGGCGGCGACGACUAUGGCGGUGGAGGUGACGAUGCCGACGAAGGAUUCAGGGAGGACGUGGAAGCAAGGGACGACGACGAAGACAUUCCUAUUUGGCCUUUGGGGAAGACGGGUGGGAGGGGGAAAGGACGCAGCAGAGGUGUUGUUCGUGGUCGAUCUGUUGGCUGUGGCGGCAGACGUGGCGUCAACGACGACGGCGGGAAGUCUGCGACGUACUGGUCUCUGGAAGACCAAGUGCUCCUGGUGAGAUGCAAGCGGGAGCAAGAGAUGCACCUCGCCGGGCUGGGUCACAAUUACGGGCGGAUGCGGACCAAGGAGUGGAAGUGGGAUGACAUUGCGAAGCGCAUGACAAACGCGGGGAGGCCUAAAGACGCCGAUGACUGCAUGAAGAAGUGGGAAAAUCUCUUCCAACACUACAAGAAAAUACAGAGGUUUAAGAAUGUCAGCGGCCAGGCAGAUUUCUUCAGGCUAUCGAAUGAAGAAAGGAAGGAGCACAACUUCAAGUUCCGGAUGGAGAGGGUGUUGUACAACGAGACCCACGCAGGCAUGCUGGGGAACCAUACAAUUUUCCCUCCCAACGUCGCCGACACCGGCAGUCCGGACGUUGUGCAGCUGCCCAGGCGAGGAGCGGUUGGUGGGGAGUCUGUUAGUAAUAUGGAGGAGGAGGAGGAGGAGGGUAGAAGAAGACGAAAGGAGGAUGGGGAGGAAGAGGAGGAGGAGGAGAGGAGGAGAGGAGGAGGAGGAGGAGGGAAGAAGACGAAAGGAGGAGGAGGAGGAGGAGGAGGAGGGAAGAAGACGAAAGGAGGAGGAGGAGGAGGAGGAGGAGGAGGAGGAAGUGAGGAGGAGGAGAAGAUGAAGAAGAAAGGAGGGGGACGAGGGGGAGAGAAGAAGAAGAUGAAAGCAGGAGGAGGAGGAGGAGGAGGAGGACCUGCCGGUGUUGAAAUCGGGACGAGGAGGAGGAGGAAGAAGAAGAAGAUGAAAGGAGGAGGGGGAGGAGGAGACAACAAGAAGGCGAACGGAGGAGGAGGAGGAGACAACAAGAAGGCGAACGGAGGAGGAGGAGGAGGAGGAGCUGCCGGGGACGAAGUGGGCACGUUUGGUCAAGCGGCAGACAAUGACAUAGAUGCAAUCAUGCCCACGGUAAGGGUGCCAGAUUGUGAGGGCGUAAAUCACGGGGAGGAGUUCCUUCUCGUUGGAGGGGUAAUUCAUCUCCGCGGGGAGGAGCUUCUUGCUUGCGAAGGCGAUGGGGUAUUCGCCAGGUGGAGCCUCGGGGAUCGAGAGGACUUGGCGAAGGUGUUGAAGGUGGGACUCGAAGGUGGGGCUGAAGACAAGGAUGUCAUCAAGGUAGACGACGACGCAGACUUCGAGGAGGUUGCGGAAGAUGUGGUUCAUGGUAGAUUGGAAGGUGGCGGGGGCAUUGACGAGUCUGAAUGGCAUUACGAGGAACUCGUAGUGCCCGAACCGAGAGCGGAAGGCGGUUUUGUGGGUGUCCUCCUCGCGGAUACGGAUCUGGUGGAAGCCACUGCGAAGGUCGAUCUUGGUGAAGUACUCGGCUCCACGGAGACGAUCAAGGAGCUCGGAAAUGCGAGACCGGCUUUGCAGACACACGCGUCGGUGAUGAAGUUACCAGUGGCUCCAAUGUCGAGGAGGGCCCGAAACUUAGUUGUAGACGCACCAAGGGUGGCGGUGAUGAAUUUGAGGUGGAAACGAGAUGAGUUGGCGGUGAAGAUGAUGGUGUUGAGGCGGCGUUGCUCGUUGCCUAAGCGGACAAGCCGAUCGUGUCGAGCUUGUUCCUCAACAACAUCAGAAAAGGUGACAGUGGAUGGGUUUGGAAGAAGGCUAGAGGAGCAUGGGGCAAGGGGGGGCGUUUGCGAUGCGUGGGAAUCGUCCGGUGAAGGGGGCGUCACUGGAGGGGGGGAGGUAGAGGAAUUGUCGAUGCCCGAUCGAUGUCCUGGGGAUUGUGUUCAUGAUGAGGGACCUGUGCUUGUCAAGGGCGGUGAUGCGGAGGUUGUGGGUCGAGUGGAGGCGGAAUGGCGGGUGUGGUUCGAGGAAGUGAUGGAGGUGGUGUCUUCAGGGGUGGUGUGGUGGAAAAGCGGGUGCGGAAGGGGGCGGGCGCGGUCUGGUGGUGGGGUGGAGUCGAUCGUGGUGAAGCAUGCGAGAGAGGAGGUCAGCAAGGGGCAUGUCGGGUUCGUGGGCGAGGGCGGUUGCAAGGUCUUUGUGGCAUACUCGUUUGAUGCGGGAGAUGAACGCAAAGUCGGGAAUGACGGUGUGGGGGAGGUGGUGGCGCAAGGAGCGGACGUAGUGGAUGAAGCGGUCCGUGAGACCGGUCUGGCGGAGGUGGCAGAAUUGUUCAAGGUAGUCGUCAAUGGUUUUCUGGGGGCGGAAGGUGGCAGUGAGAAGGUUGGCCCAUUGGAGGAAGGAGUGACGUGGUCCUCCGGAGGCUCGACGGUUUUUGACUUCAGCCAUCCUCCAUUUGGUUACAUUGCCAAGGAGGCGGGAGGUGGCAAUGGGGAGCCAGUGGGCACGGGGCAUGUGGUGGAGGUGAAAAGAGUUCAAGAGGACCGCCCAAGAGGCCAGUAGGCCGCUAUAUCUUCCGGAGGAGCAAGUAGCUCCUCCUCAUUUGCGAGAGUUAGUUGUAGGCCGUCUUUGAGAGAGGUCGCCAUUUUUUGCUGUCGUCUCCCACUCCCAGCUUCACAUGAAUGAAGAAUAAUGAAGGGUGAGCUCUACAAGUGUAAUGACAUGGGUCCAUGCCUGUACGGAUUUAGUGCCGUGAAUUUAACAGGACGAGUCUGUGGGCGCUGGUUGUGUGGCAGACAUGGAGCAGUACGCUGCAAAGUCCUGGUGGUUGGCAGCAAACAACUGGGCGAGUCUAUGUUUUCUGGCGAGACACGGGAAUGUCUGGCUGCUGCGUCCUGGUGGUUGGCAACAAUCAUUUGGGGAGUUUAUAUUUUCCGGUGAGACACAGGAACGGCUAGGAGAUUUCUAUGUUCUCUUGCGAGAUGAUGGACAUAACCAUUCACUCCCAAGGAAGUAGGUGAUUUUCAAUGUGGUCGCUUUCAUCUUCUGGAGUCUGGUUUGGGCUCAUUAAAGGAUGGUUAUGACUGCAAGUCGUCGAGUGUCAGAUAAUGUGGUGUUGCGCUUCUGUGUUGGUGAAACGUAACAUACGGCUUGGAGCUCUGGAUGUGGUUACCUCUGCUUUGGCCUUGCAAUCCAGGCUGAUGUGUUCUCCAAUUUAGGUAUUUGUUGGAUGUGCAGAUCAGGCCGCAAUAAGGGCAGUCAAGGAGUUCGUGCAGAUUGAAGAGGGCGGAAUGGCAGAACGUUUUCAAACAAUCCAGAGGUCUUCUAAUGGUAAACUGAAGUACACAUAGUUCAUGUCGGGUUCACAUGGCGGAUGAUCAUCCUAUAGUUGAUCUGAAUUUUUGAGGCUAUGCAAUUCAUUGUGCAAUAGUCUUUCACGCAUAUCUGAUGUGGGGACGAGUCAGCAGUAUGGACAGUCAAGCGAUUGGGGUGCAGAUGGAAGAGGGGGGAAUGCCAGAACGUGUUGAAAUAACUCGGGUCUACUGACGGUAAACAGAAAAUCACAUAGUUCGUGGCAUUUUUUUCAUGUAGUUGAUUUGAGCAUCUCAAGCUAAGUCAUCGACUAAGUCACACACCAAGCGCUGGCUUCAUUGGCUAAGUCACAACUUGAGCGUCAACCUUUCAGUGGGAACCCCUUGUUCCAUAUGGGCUAUGAAAUUACUGCUAUAGUCUUCCGCUC
Messenger RNA from Chara braunii, 3905 nucleotides. NCBI's taxonomy places the organism in Eukaryota, Viridiplantae, Streptophyta, Charophyceae, Charales, Characeae. The record is from the annotation of a GenBank genome assembly.